Molecule: messenger RNA, 2461 nt
Organism: Cololabis saira (Pacific saury)
Lineage: Eukaryota; Metazoa; Chordata; Actinopteri; Beloniformes; Belonidae
Gene: nr1h4
Product: nuclear receptor subfamily 1, group H, member 4
Exons: 10
Coding region: 272-1738 (488 amino acids)
Biological process (GO): bile acid signaling pathway; negative regulation of inflammatory response; positive regulation of transcription by RNA polymerase II
Molecular function (GO): RNA polymerase II cis-regulatory region sequence-specific DNA binding; zinc ion binding; nuclear receptor activity
Source: RefSeq, a predicted model, not a curated record
GGUCACACAUGCUCUCACUGGAGUCCAGGCACAAGUACCUUAAUGGUCCUCAGCAAAUAUUAAUGGAUCUGUAGCUCAAGCUUGGAUAUCAGGGAAAAAGGAAAAGAAAAGUGGAAAAAAUCAGGGAACAGGGGAAAGAAAAGUGGCAGAACAAGACAAAAGUCAGAAGGAAGGAAUUUUCCAUCAGCUGACCAGGAGAAGGCCAACAAAGGCGUACUGGAACCUUGCGGGCCAACUUUGUUUCUGCACCGGGGAAAGGAAAUCCUCCUGAAUGAAUGAGUGGGUGGGCCCCGAUAUCAAUGUGGUGGGAGCGAUGCAAAUCCCACCUGGAGAUGACUUCCCCAUCUCAGAGAUCUCAGAGAGCACCCAUUUCUUUGAUAUUCUGGCAGAUCAAGGCAGUUCUUUCCUGCAAGAUUCUGACAUCUUACCCUUCACCAGCUUUCCCAGCAUGCAGUACCCGCCCAUGGAGCCAAACAUGUCCUCCACUCCAUACUACUCCAACCAGAACUAUUACCCUCAGUACAGCGGAGACGAAUGGUACUCGCACACGGGCAUAUAUGAACUGAGGAAAGGACCCUUGGAGGGCAGUUAUGAAGCUGACAUGCAGGAGGGGUCCUCGGUUGUGCCGGCUGUCUGCAAGAGAACCCGUCACAUGAUGCAAACUGGAAGGAUGAAAGGGGAGGAGCUGUGCGUUGUGUGUGGAGACAAGGCCUCUGGAUACCACUAUAAUGCUCUCACCUGUGAGGGAUGUAAAGGUUUCUUCAGACGAAGCAUAACAAAGAACGCUGUGUACAAAUGCAAGAGCGGUGGAAACUGUGAGAUGGACAUGUACAUGCGCAGGAAAUGCCAGGAGUGCCGGCUGAGGAAGUGCAAGGAGAUGGGCAUGCUGGCAGAGUGUCUCCUGACAGAGAUCCAGUGUAAAUCCAAGAGACUGCGCAAGAACACCAAGGCUUCCCCGGGACGGUCGACAGGAGACGAGACGGAGGGGACAGACAGCGCAGACAGCAAACAGGUCACCUCAACCACCAAACUGUCAAAGGAAAAGGUUGAAAUCACUAAAGAGCAGCAGGCCUUGAUGAGGUUCAUCGUGGAUGCUUACAACCGACACCAAAUUCCUCAAGAUGUUACCAAAAAACUGCUCCAAGAACAGUACAGCACAGAGGAAAACUUCCUCCUCUUAACAGAAAUAGCCACAAAUCAAGUUCAAGUGUUGGUGGAGUUUACAAAAAAUAUUCCAGGUUUUCUGUGUCUGGAUCACGAAGAUCAGAUCGCCCUACUGAAGGGUUCGGCUGUAGAGGCCAUGUUUUUGCGCUCUGCUCAGGUCUUCAGCAGAAAGAUGCCCAACGGACACACAGAAGUUUUAGAGGAGAGGAUACGAAAGAGUGGUAUAUCAGAAGAAUUUAUCACACCCCUUUUCAACUUUUACAAAAGUAUCGGUGAGCUCCACAUGGUGCAGGAGGAACAGGCUCUCCUCACUGCCAUAACCAUCCUGACACCAGAUCGGCCUUACGUGAAGGAUCAGCAGGCUGUGGAGAGACUUCAGGAGCCCAUGGUGGAUGUGCUGAGGAAGCUGAGCACCCUCCAGCACCCAGAGGAGCCGCAGUACUUUGCUCGGCUCCUGGGCCGCCUGACUGAGCUGAGAACACUCAACCACUACCACGCAGAGAUGCUCACAUCCUGGAGAGUGAACGACCAAAAGUUCACCCCUCUACUCUGUGAGAUCUGGGACGUGCAGUGACACACGAGGAGCCGUGAAGGAGGUCGGGACGAUGAGAUGAACAUUUCAGCUUGCAAGACUGCUUCAUGUCCCGUGCAGGAAUCUGUGUUUGUACUGGAGGAUGUGAGGAUCUGGAAUUAAACUCUUGCACAAUCUGGUUUGCCUCGGCUGGCCUGACUUAUUUAGCUUGUCCGAGUAUUAUUUGUGUAUAAUGUGAGCUUUUAUUCACUGCUCACUCAAGGUUUAUCACUAAUAAUUGAUGGCUGUUCAUUCCAUGUUCAAAAGUUGGGAUUUAGCAAACUUUUUUGUGGGUUUUUUUUUUUUGGGUGCUUAGCAAAUGCAUACAAACAUUGGAGUUUAGUCAAAGCCACAAAAGUGCUCCUGAGGGGUAUAAUCUUAGAUUAUCUGUAUAUGCGUGUGUAAGAUUUACAUUUUAUGUGUCUGCUCAAAAACUUUUCAAGGGAAGGUUUACAUGGAAUAUUGUUUUUACACCACAGAGGAUACAGUUCUUCACUGUUUCUUAAGUUUUAAAGAUACUUUGUCUCAACAAAGUUAACCAAAGGUUGAUAACAUAAACCAGAAAUUGAUUAAAUAUAAAGAUGCAGAAUUCAAGGUUUUUUUCUUUCUUUUUUUUGUUUAUGCCUGAAAUUCGCCUUCUGAGAAUGAAAGCACUGUAAUUAAGGACCAUGUUUUUGCACAUUUGAGCCAAUUUUCUAAUAACCAAUAAACAGUAUUUUCCAUUUC